AUGACUACGCUUUGCAGCCCUUGGAACCAAGGUCAGCGGGACGAGUAUCCUUCGAAGGCGUUGGCGAACUUUCUGUACACGUCGAACUUUAGCACCAAAGAGAUGGAUGAUAUACUGGUAGAGGAAUGCAAUAAUAGGAACACCGUCUAUGUGCUGAAUUCCAGCUACCGAUACGGGAACAUGGACAUGAUAGAGCUGUUCGGUACACCGGCUGGCCGUGCGCUGACGGUGAAUAAUAAAACUGCAGCCGAAUUGCACCAGAACCGUCGGACCGUGGCGGGCGGAAGUAGCGGCAGCAGCAGUACGACCGAUCCCCAUCUGUGCCCGAGCACGAUCGGGGGUCUGCUGACGGGUAGCCUACAUUCGACCAACAUCAGCAGCAUCAAAAUCAGCGGGCCCGAUAACAUCAGCACUGCCGGUCAGCACCACUUCAUCGAAUCGAGCGAAUUCAUUAGAUUUGCAUCGUCCAGCAAGGCCACACCGUCUGUCACCUCCAUCGCCUUUCGCAACAAAUGUAGCAGUAAAAGCGCCGACAUUAGCAGCAGUAAAACUGGGCCGGCCCAUCUCGACCAACCGGCGAACAGGCGGAACAAUUUGAAAAUGGCCAAAUUUUGGAAGCUCUUCGACGAGGACCGGUUACGGAAGGCUAACAGCACGGAACGAAUGGGCGAUAAGCUGCGGCAAAGGUGGAUUGCCACACCACCGCUCGAGCGGGCGGAAACGGUUGACAAAUCUGCAAAUGAUUUGUACAGCGAGGCGGCCCAGCUGCUAGGUAUCAAGUGUUCCCUGACCGACAGCUGCCGGUGCAUAGAUUGCCAGAGUCAGUACUUUGAUUGUGACGAUGACGCGGACGCAUAUUCGGAAUAUUCCGAUAAAUCGUACGACAUGGAGGACAAUUUGUUCACGAAUCGAUCAUAUUAUAAUGAUCUCUCGACGGUGCCGGGUGUGCCAGAUGCAGAUACCUUCGGUACCACCACUAUCAGUGACCGUUUGAAUCGGAACCAAGCCUCACACAAUGGCACCGGCUGGGACACAGAGGGCAACGGGGUGCCGGAUGAUGUCAAUGGUAAUGAAUGCGAGCAUUAUUUGCAUAGCACCCACAAUUCGUCUUCAUUGAAUUUAGCAUUGGAUGAGGGACAGCUACCGGCAAACGACCGAUCUCAAUUGCCAAUUGAUACGUCCGAAACCGAACGCCCCAACGGUAGCCACCAGCCGGUGCCGGCUGUGCCAUCCGAUGAGGAAUGUGCCGGCGGCAUAAAGGUUGCAUGA
Messenger RNA from Anopheles marshallii, 1269 nucleotides. RefSeq lists its product as uncharacterized. The coding region runs from base 1 to 1269 and encodes 422 amino acids. The record is from RefSeq and is a predicted model, not a curated record. The transcript has 5 exons. Lineage: Eukaryota; Metazoa; Arthropoda; Insecta; Diptera; Culicidae.